Messenger RNA from Corticium candelabrum, 870 nucleotides. RefSeq lists its product as uncharacterized. The transcript is spliced from 9 exons. The record is from RefSeq and is a predicted model, not a curated record. Bases 1 to 870 code for a protein of 289 amino acids. NCBI's taxonomy places the organism in Eukaryota, Metazoa, Porifera, Homoscleromorpha, Homosclerophorida, Plakinidae.
AUGUUUAAUCUAUGGAGUUGUGUCAUGAGUGGUGGAGAUCACGGACACAAUUUGUAUGAACGGAUGAUAUCGACAGUUGUCGAUGAACAUGUAGACAAAGAAAGCGAGUUGAGAGAAUUAGCGACAGUUACAGCAGUUUGCGACAGGAAGGACGACGCAGAAGCACGCGAAGAAUUCAGACGGAGUGUGGAAAGGUUGUUGCUUGAGAUAAUCGACAAAAUCGUGAAGGAUAGAAGAGAAGACUCUCUAUCACCGACCACAUUGCACGAAGAGAAUUCCUCAGUGAAUAGAAAGAUGUACCUUUCGAAUGAGGUCACUAGUUCAGCAUGGCUGACCAGGUCGGUGUCGUCAACACUGCCGACAACAGUAUCAUAUACGACAAGUGCAGAGCUCCUGCAAUAUGAGAAUGAGAAUGGGUCUCGGUUGUGGCAACAGUUUCGAAGACUUUCAUCUGAAUUAUUGUGCACGAACGAGGUGGCAACUCGUGGUAUCGUCGACAAAUCGACAUACGUUUGGAAAGAGACUGUCAAGUGGAUCAACCCUGGUCCGUCUGCACGUAAACGGCGACGAUGCGACUGUUUCGUGUCUUGGCUAUGGGCGACCAUUUACGUGUUUGACGACGUAAUCUUCCUUGUAUUAGAUGACGAAGAGGAAGACAACAAGCAGCAAGUGGAAAGACAAUGGAUGAAAGCUCUACUCCUAUCCAAGCUGACAGUGUUAGAAGAUGGAGAUGAUUGUCUUCGUUGGACGAUCGACGACAGUUUGCGUCAGUAUUAUUUUGAAAGCAGAUACGAUCACUCACGUGCCACGGCAGUCGCAAUUAUGAGAGCGUUGUCUCAAAGAAGUCAAAAUCCAUCUUGCGAGGAAUGA